Molecule: messenger RNA, 2445 nt
Organism: Coregonus sp. 'balchen'
Lineage: Eukaryota; Metazoa; Chordata; Actinopteri; Salmoniformes; Salmonidae
Source: the annotation of a GenBank genome assembly
AUGUCUGUCUUUACCCAGAACAAGCUGAAGUCCUCACAGAAGGAUAAAGUUCGACAGUUCAUGAUCUUCACACAAUCGAAUGAGAAGACUGCAUUGACCUGUCUGUCACAGAAUGACUGGAAACUAGAUGUCGCCACAGACAACUUUUUCCAAAAUCCAGACCUCUACCAUUCAAAUCUAAAAGGAGCGUUAGACAAGAAAAAGUUAGAACAGCUCUACAACAGAUACAGAGGUAAGUGUCAUCACUCAAGGUUGUCAAGGGUUUAAGACAGUAAAAACGACAGCAGUAUUACUGACUGUAAAAAAUAAAAACUGCUAUAUGCCAUGCAUGCUGUGGAAACGUACUUCACCAACUUUCACCACCAAAAUCAUAUAAAAUGGAUAUCAUCAAAGAAAGACAGGCCAAAUGGGUAAAUUGUCUCAGUUUACCCAUUUGUCAGUCAAGUAGCUCACAAUGGCGAAAGUAUUAAUUGAACAACUUUUUUUCCCCCCUUAUCCUUUACUUAGACCCACAAGAUGACAACAAGAUCGGUAUAGAUGGCAUCCAGCAGUUCUGUGAUGACCUGGGCCUGGACCCGGCCAGUAUUAGUGUGCUCCUCAUUGCCUGGAAGUUCCGGGCAGCAACACAGUGCGAGUUCUCCAGACAGGAGUUCAUGGACGGGAUGGCAGAACAAGGGUGAGGACGGCCUUUGCAAGAGAUAGGUUUGACUUUAUUUCUGUGUCCAAUUUGACUGACUCUAAUUGACAACGUGUUUUUGUGUUAACUGGUUUCAUCAUGUAACUAUAGAGGAAAUUGUCAUCCAUCAUCACAAUCAGCCAUUGAGUUGUGUAACAGAAUGUAGGCUAAGCUCUUCUUUCUCCACAUCAGGUAGGCUAACCCUUAAACUUGUAAUUGGUGCUAAAGCUUAUUUUGUUCUCCUCAGGUGUGACAGUAUAGAGAAACUAAAAGCCCAACUACCAAAAAUGGAGCAAGAGUUAAAGGACCAAGUGAAAUUUAAGGACUUUUACCAGUUUACAUUUAACUUUGCAAAGAAUCCUGGCCAGAAAGGUUUGGGUAAGCAAUCCAUUUUGACUUUCCUGAUCUAUUUUCAUAGUCUACUCUGCUCCUUGGACUUGGAUUUCUCUCAGACAUGUCCUCAUUGUUGUGCAUUUUCUAGACUUAGAAAUGGCAAUUGCGUAUUGGAAUUUAGUACUGGCUGGAAGAUUCAAAUUCCUGGACCUAUGGAACACAUUUUUAGUGGUAAGUUAUAUAUUUUCACUUAAUUGAAUACACUUUAUUGAUCCCCAGAGGGGAAAUUGGAUGGUGGUUUUUCUUCAGUUGAAGGCUUCAAUAAACAUGUAGGACGAUAAAUGGAGGUUAGUUGUGUCUCUUGAUGCUCAUUUGGAUGUUUUCCUCUACUUCCCCUGCAGGAGCACCAUAAACGAUCAAUCCCUAAGGACACCUGGAACCUCUUGUUAGACUUCAGCACAAUGAUAACUGAUGACAUGUCCAAUUAUGACGAGGAAGGUUUGUGUUUGUUUUACUAGGGCUAAAAACUAUAGCUACCCAUUGCCUCAGGUCAGGUGCUUGGCAAUGGAAUCAGUUGUCAAUAGAACAACAUGGAGCCAGCCCACUUGUUGCCUCUUCCAAUAACCACUUGCUUAACCCUGCAUCCUUUGUGCUUCCUUUAAGAUAAAGCAAGUUUCAUUUUAAGCAUGAAACAUUAGUGAGAAUAUUGCCUAGUCAAUGUCCUACCUCAUGGAUCUAAAAGAGACAUUUCAUUGUUGUUCUGUCAUGUUUGUCUCUUCCCUCCAAGGAGCAUGGCCGGUCCUCAUUGACGAUUUUGUGGAGUUUGCGCGGCCGCACAUCGGUACCAAAAGCACAGCUGUCUAGGUGCCUCCCAAACUCGGAACGUCGAUACGUUUGUUUAUACAAGAAACACACAACCAAGGUGGUGAAACGGAGCACAGGGAACUGCACUGAGCUGAGAUCUAUGUUGCCUUUUCCAACCCUCAGGACUGAGAUGUUUUACACAAAGACUAUAUAAAAGGCAUAUCUCCUCGUCGGUCGUCUUGUGGGGGUUCGGCCUUUUAUCUUUAGUAUGGGGCUUUUUUGUGUCGGCUCGAGCCAACUGGAGAGGAGUCGCCAUCCUGGACGUUACAGUUCCUGUCCCAGUGUUUAGUUGACGUGGUCGAGGUUCGUGUGAAGCAAACCAACACCCGAAAAGACAAAUACAAUUGUAUCGUAUUCUAAACACAAGGGUCCCUGAGGGAAUGUCGUUCUUUUAAAUAUGAAAUAGAAUUUUAAUACUUUGUGCAUUCCUGCUAUGAAUUUUGUUUUAUGAGACAUUUGUGUGACUGAGCAGUACAAAAACAUUGAUUGUAAUUAUUAUUUUUUUGUUUUAAGCAUAAUGCUUUUCAAUACACACAUGUAUAAGGUAAUAAAAUGUUUCAAUUUGGUAUCUC